CGAAAUAUCCAAAGAGCUAAAGAGCAAAUUCAUAAUGCUGGACUUGAGACUUCAUACCAAAGAUAUUUGGAUAAACUCGACAGUCGGGUGGCGAUGAUCCAUUAUCUUCUGCUCGAAAGAUACCAACCAUCGUUAGCGCCGAGACAUCUCAAGAAGCAGAUUUUCGGAGAAGGUGAUCGACGAUUCACAAUCGGUAAAAGUUCUGAAGAUGGCCAAGGCAUGAUGAUCGCCAUGAGAGGAUCUCGUGAGCCGGGAGCAGUUCGGGUUGUCCUCGGCAGAGGCUCUGGCUUCCAAACACACGGCCAAAUAGUGUUGUCCAAGCUUUCCAGACUCUUGCGAUCGAAUCCCUCCAACAUCCUUGGGAAAGAGAUAUGGGCAGAUAGAAAAAUACAUCAGUUUCGCAAAUCGGUCUUCUUGGCCAUCCGUUUGAUCAUCAAACACGAUCUCGUCAAAAACCAUAGACUUCAUCCGCUCUUUCAGGAUCAAACCAUCGCUCGGUUGUUGUGGCGUUGUGGACUCAUAGACGACGAAAUCAGACCUCCUCGACGACCUUCAGCUAUUCCUGUUUUGUUUUCUGAUCCGUUCUGGUAUCAAAUCGUCAAAGGUUUCAAAACAAAAACAUUCCAGGAAGCCACAAGACAUGAAUUGCUGAGACUUGACGACAAGAUUCUGUUGGAGCGACCAGGCAAACAAGAAGAACAAAUCCAAACAACUUCCUAUCUCCACGAGGUCCUAGAGAUACAUCACUUCAGGCCCUCAACUUCAAGGAUCCAACUGCACUGCUUUGAUAUCAUGAAAUAA
Molecule: messenger RNA, 801 nt
Organism: Puccinia graminis f. sp. tritici CRL 75-36-700-3
Lineage: Eukaryota; Fungi; Basidiomycota; Pucciniomycetes; Pucciniales; Pucciniaceae
Exons: 3
Coding region: 94-801 (235 amino acids)
Source: RefSeq, a predicted model, not a curated record